UUCAAUGGAUGACAUUGUUCCACGGCAGUGAAAUCUGCAUUCAGGCUUCACGAGCGCACUGCAUUCCCAUCGUUUCUUCUUCUUUUCCACCAAGAGAGCCAAAGCCGUGAUGAUACUGACAUUGUGGAGGCACGUUCUGUUUGCGUUUCUCUCCGUGCUUUUUCUCUACAGGCCGCAAUCUCUCUGAUUAGUUCGAUGGCAUUAGCCCCUGUCCGCUCGCAGCGAUAGGACCCGCAGAUUCCGCUGCUCACCUGUAUAUCGCUGCAUUAGGACCAACCUGCAGCAGGUGGGUCUCAGAUAUCCGCCGUCAAACAGUAGAGUGUUUGCCGAGGGCAUUGAUUUGUGCACGGUCAAUUCUGUUCAAUUAUUGUCGCACCGCGGGGCAGAGAAUACAGACACGAAUAGAAACUAAGGUGACAACUUCUCAGUUUUGUGUAAUCAGUGAAACCAAUGGCUUAGGUGCAGCAGGGUCACGUGGUGGCGGUGACACAUCUGCGCAGGGCCUAUAGCGGCGACAGAUGCACGAGCAGCACAGGUAGAGCAGAGCACAAGGUUCCACGCAGCGAAGGCAAUAGGGCGCAUGUACAUGUGUGCACACACACCCGUUGGAUAGCCCUGGCCCUCGGCAGUCAUGAAUCGAGAAGAGCACUACUAUUCCCCCGCGCAGCUGUUCAAAGACCCCUGCCCCUACCAGAGACCCCACAGCGAGGAAUUCAGCCACAGCCCUCCGCCCUGCCUCUACAUGGGCCGGCAGGCUCAGUCCGUCUAUUCCUCGCCUUCCAUGGGAGGGCUAGACCAGGCAAGUCUCCCUGAUAUUGCUCCGUACAGUAUGCCCAUGCGAGAGGACCCAGGUGUGCCGCAGCUCCACCACCCCCAGGCGCCCCAGCAGACUAUCCAACCGGGGGGUUACGGAGACCCGGGGGAGCUGGCUCUGUGUGCGGAUAGGAACAGAUACCACCUGCCUUUCCCCUGGAUGAAAAGCACCAAGUCUCACGUGCAAACCUGGAAGGGACAGUGGGCAGGCCACUACAUGGAGGCAGAGGAGAACAAGCGGACAAGGACUGCCUACACGAGAGCCCAGCUCCUGGAGCUGGAGAAGGAGUUCCUGUUCAACAAGUAUAUCAGCAGGCCGCGGCGUGUCGAGCUGGCCCUCACCCUCAGCCUCACAGAGAGACACAUCAAGAUCUGGUUCCAGAACCGACGGAUGAAGUGGAAGAAAGAGGAGGACAAGAAGAGAGUGAGGGGGGUCGACCCCGAGCAGGACUCGUCCAUUACGUCAGGGGACCUGAAGGAUGAGGCUGGGCUGGGGGUCGGGGGGGCUGGGCUGGGGGUCGGAGGGGCUGGAAUGGGAGUCGGGGGGUCAGGGGUUGGGGUCAGGGUCGCGGUGGCAGGGGCUCCCACACCGGCACCUCUCACCACUACCACCACACCCCCCUCACCCCUACACUCCCACUCCCUGUCAGGUUCUAGAGACUCGGCUUAG
Molecule: messenger RNA, 1483 nt
Organism: Salvelinus fontinalis (brook trout)
Lineage: Eukaryota; Metazoa; Chordata; Actinopteri; Salmoniformes; Salmonidae
Gene: pdx1
Product: pancreatic and duodenal homeobox 1
Exons: 2
Coding region: 632-1483 (283 amino acids)
Biological process (GO): regulation of transcription by RNA polymerase II; type B pancreatic cell differentiation
Cellular component (GO): nucleus
Molecular function (GO): DNA-binding transcription factor activity, RNA polymerase II-specific; RNA polymerase II cis-regulatory region sequence-specific DNA binding
Source: RefSeq, a predicted model, not a curated record